AUGUGGAGGGAGUGGGGGAUUGGUUCCAAUCCUCCCUUGGACAGAGGGGCACAGGGGGCUGUGGCACAGCCAGCACGGUGUCCCCUGCAGACGGAGCGCCUGUCUGCAGAGCAGAUCAAGGAGUACAAGGGAGUCUUCGAGAUGUUUGAUGAAGAGGGCAAUGGGCAGGUGAAGACAGAGGAGCUGGAGCGCCUCAUGAGCCUGCUGGGCAUCAACCCCACCAAGAGCGAGCUGGGGUCCAUGGCCAAGGACGUGGACAGAGACAGUGAGCAACAUGCAGGGGUGGGGCUGUGUGGGGUGGUCCACGUGUGUGGGGUGGGGGGCCCAGCACAGGCCUCACUCAAUCUCCUUGCAGACAGAGGGUUCUUCAACUGUGAUGGCUUCUUGGCACUGAUGGGGAUUUACCACGAGAAGGCGCAGAACCAGGAGAGCGAGCUGAGGGCGGCCUUCCGUGUCUUUGACAAGGAGGGCAAAGGCUACAUUGACUGGAACACGCUCAAGUACGUGCUCAUGAAUGCUGGGGAGCCCCUCAAUGAGGUGGAGGCGGAGCAGAUGAUGAAGGAGGCGGACAAAGAUGGGGACGGUACCAUUGACUAUGAGGGUGAGUGGGCACAGGCCCUGGGAGCUGAGAGCUAGCCAGCAGGGCCGGCUGCUCACCUAUCCCUCUGCCUCCAGAGUUCGUGGCCAUGAUGACUGGAGAGUCCUUCAAGCUGGUCCAGUAGGAGCACCUGCAGGGGCCAUGGAGAGACUGCCCAGGGAAGGCUGCCGACCACCCACUUGCUCCAUCCAGCUCUGUGUCAAAUAAAUGCACAGCCUAGCUCUUGUGUGCUUCACUGUCCCCAGCUGGAGAAGGGGGUGGUAAAAGUUCAGGGUUGCGGGUGCCGCCUGUGGCUCAGUGAGUAGGGCGCCAGCCCCGUAUACCAAGGGUGGCAGGUUCAAACCC
Messenger RNA from Otolemur garnettii (small-eared galago), 943 nucleotides. It is a transcript of the gene CALML6, whose product is annotated as calmodulin like 6. Gene Ontology annotation, cellular component: myosin II complex. The record is from RefSeq and is a predicted model, not a curated record. The transcript has 3 exons. The coding region runs from base 1 to 636 and encodes 211 amino acids. NCBI's taxonomy places the organism in Eukaryota, Metazoa, Chordata, Mammalia, Primates, Galagidae. Gene Ontology annotation, molecular function: calcium ion binding.